This is a messenger RNA of Corythoichthys intestinalis (scribbled pipefish), 3510 nucleotides long. RefSeq names its product cadherin 1, type 1, E-cadherin (epithelial) (gene cdh1). The record is from RefSeq and is a predicted model, not a curated record. The transcript has 18 exons. Gene Ontology annotation, cellular component: cytoplasm; plasma membrane; adherens junction. Gene Ontology annotation, biological process: cell-cell adhesion mediated by cadherin; adherens junction organization; calcium-dependent cell-cell adhesion. Bases 293 to 2941 code for a protein of 882 amino acids. Gene Ontology annotation, molecular function: calcium ion binding; cadherin binding. Lineage: Eukaryota; Metazoa; Chordata; Actinopteri; Syngnathiformes; Syngnathidae.
UAGUCAAUUUCUGUGACUAAGGGGCUACAGAAACUAUCGGUAUCAGUUCAGGCAGGCGUGUCGAUGUCUGUGUCCUUAUGUGGAAGGCGGAAGUGGAGCACCUGUGAGCUGACGUCAGAACUGUGUGAAAGAACCUGCAGCCACUCCUCCUCUCAACUCGUUCAGUUGGAAAAGUUACUCGUCGAAGUCACAGGGUACAGUAUCGACUAGCGGAGCAAACACUUGCUGACAAAUAACCAAUUUAUUUCGAAGCAAGUUUUCACAAGGACUACUUUUGGGGCUUCCCGGACAGAUGAGGGCCGCCAUGUUCGCGGUGUGGGGGACUUUGUUCGUCAUUUUUCAGGCUUUGGCUGUAGUUUCUGCUGAAGAGCAGUCAUGUGUACCUGGAUUUCAGUCAGAUGUGAAGGUUUUCAAAGUUGGCAGAAUGAGACUUGGAAAAGGCACAGUUCUGGGCAAAGUCAUGUUCACUGAUUGUUCAGCACGCACGAGAUUUCCUUUUAGUAGUGAUGAUGGACGUUUUGUGGUUCAGACUGACGGUGUCGUGAAGGUGAACAGGCCAGUUUUUCUUUGUCAUGGAUAUCCUGACUUUUUGAUUCACACCUGGGACUCUCAAGGACGCAAGAUGACCAUUCAGGUCAUUGUGCAGCACAAUGGCAACCAACAGCAGAAUGCUGAGUGUGAUUCUGAGAGUACCAGUGAUGCAGACAUCCCUGUUUUGCACUUCCCAAAGUCUAAUGGAGGAUUAAGAAGGAGAAAGAGAGACUGGGUUAUUCCAAACAUUAACGUAGAAGAGAAUCACAGAGGACCUUACCCGCUCAGAGUAUCUCAAAUUAGGUCCAAUGAAGACGAAGUAAAAAAGAUAUUUUACAGCAUCACUGGUCCUGGAGCUGAUCAGCCUCCUGUUGGCCUUUUCACCAUGGACAGAGACAAUGGCAAUCUUUAUAUCACACAACCACUCGACAGGGAAAAGCAGGCAAAGUACAUGUUUGACGCGCAUGCUGUAGCACAAGGUUCUGGAAAUGCCGAGGAGCCAAUGGAAAUUGUUGUUAAUGUAAUUGACCAGAACGACAACAAACCAGUGUUUGAGAAGGAUACCUUCUUUGGAGAAGUGGCUGAGGCCUCACCAAUUGGGUUUGAAGUUGUAAAAGCGAAUGCCACAGAUGCGGAUCAGCCAGACCAUGACAACUCUGAUCUCCGUUACACUAUUUUGAGCCAAGAUCCAAAGUUACCCGUACCAAAUCUUUUUGCCAUCAAUGAAUUUACUGGAGUAAUUCGAGUCAACGCUGGUGGCUUAGACAGAGAGAAAUAUCCUAAGUACACGUUGACAGUACAGGCAGCUGACAUGAAGGGAAAUGGGCUGACUGGAAAUGCAAAUGUAAUUCUCACUGUAACGGAUAGUAAUGACAAUGCUCCAGUGUUCACCAAGAGCUCGUAUGAAGCUUCAGUUGAGGAAAACCGAAAGGAUGUAAUUGUGCUAAAGAUGACCGUAGAAGAUGGAGAUGAUGCUCAUUCUCCAGCUUGGAAUGCAAAGUUCAGGAUUAUUAACGGUGACACCGGAAAACAUUUUUCUGUGGAAACCGGGUCCAACAAGAAUGAAGGAAUCCUCACUACUGUCAAGGGUCUCGACUAUGAGAAGAGUGGCAAGCAUAUUUUGUUGAUUACAGCAGAGAACGAAGUUCCUUUCGCCAUUCCAUUGGCCACUUCCACGGCCACUGUUACCAUAAAUGUGAUUGACGUUAACGAACCACCCAUCUUUGAUCCGGUGGAGAAACUUGUGGUCAAACCGGAAGACCUGCCAAUUGACUCUGAUGUGGUGCAGUACAUCGCUUCGGACCCGGACAUUGAACGCAAACAGAAAGUCAUGUAUAAGAUUAUUAGUGACCCAGCAGGCUGGUUGAAUGUGGAUCAAGAUACUGGCCUCAUCAGAGUGAGGAGUGCCAUGGACAGAGAAUCCAUCUUUGUCAAGAGCGAGAAAUACACAGCACUCAUUGGUGCAUAUGAUAAUGAUGAAGUCCCAGCCACUGGAACAGGCACACUGAUGAUCCAACUUCAAGAUGUUAAUGACAACGCACCCACAAUUGUGGAACGUUCAUUCACGGUGUGCAACAAAGAAUCUGCUCCUCAGUUGUUGUCAGUGAUUGACAAAGAUGGACCUGGCAAUACUGCUCCAUACAGAGUUUCUUUAGACGGCAUGUCAAAGACCAACUGGACUGCUAGAAUGAAUGAUUCCAAAACAGGCAUAAUCCUAAAUCUGGCCACGGAACUACCAAGCGGCGAGUACACUGUGGUUCUUAGAGUGGGAGACAACCAGGGGUUAGAACAGGACAGCACAGUUCAGGCCAAAGUGUGCGACUGCACCGGGGAAGACGUGGUCUGCAAAGGGCGUGUGGCGGGCGGCGCCGACCUGCCUGUUAUCCUGGGAAUUCUGGGAGGAAUCCUUUUGCUUCUCUUGCUGCUGCUGCUCCUGCUGCUGUUUGCAAGGCGCAGAAGGGGAGAAGUAAAGGAGCCUUUACUGCAGGAAGAUGACGUCAGGGACAACAUCUAUUACUAUGAUGAGGAAGGAGGUGGUGAGGAUGAUCAGGACUAUGAUCUCGGUGUACUCCACCAAGGUUUGGACAACCGUCCUGAGGUGUUCAGGAACGACGUGAAGCCGAUCUUCCUGACCGCUCCGCAGUACCGUCCUCGUCCCGCCAACCCGGAGGAAAUCGGCAACUUCAUCGACGAUAACCUGAAGGCUGCUGACAAUGACCCAACAGCGCCCCCCUACGACUCCCUGCUGGUGUUUGACUACGAGGGCGGCGGCUCAGACGCUGGUAGCUUGUCCACUCUGAACUCUGACAGUAGCGGAGACCAGGACUACGACCACCUCGGUGAAUGGGGGCCUCGAUUCAAAAAGCUGUCCGACAUGUUCGGGGGAGAGGACGAUGACGACAUGCUGUAAAUGCACCAAACAGUAGAAUGGAUGUAAGAACGCGUGAAUGGAUUGUGCCUGAAUGUGUCGUGUAAGCAUAGACCGAAUUCAAACAUUCAGAUUGUUCACUGCACAUUGCUGUUGCCAUAAAAAGCAACCGUUUGAGAGCCAAAGAAGGCAUUCUGGGUUUUGUUUUGUAGUCCAUCCACCUGUUCAUAAUAUUUAGAUGUCCUUUUUGACAUCCAGGUUUGGUACGAAGGCUUUUUUGUUGUUGUUUGGUAAUUGUUAUAAGGUCUCAUAUUGUGAAUAUUUUUGAAUUUUGAGCCAAUAUUAUUGCAAUAGACACGGUGAGCCUAGAAAUACACGGUUGCGCUGAUAAAAUCAAAAGUUAAUUUUGGCAAUGCAUUUUACUUGAAAACAAUUGAACUACGACUACAAAUGUCAUUGUUUUGUUUAUCGAUCUUGGAUGAUGCAAUUCUAAAUUACCAGGAUGGAGUCUUUUCUAUUUCUUUGUUAUAACACUGUUUUGCUGUUGCUUUAAAAGGAAUGUAUUAUAAACAUGUUAGAUUUGCAUUUUUUAUAAAGUUGUCUUAAAGCAA